CUACAGUUCACCGCACUGUAGCUGGAGAUCGUUUUGGGUGCGCAAACAUAUGCGCAGUGUGUUGCAAGUUGUGACUUGUAAAGUGCGACAUUUUGUGGACAGUAGAAUUUAGUUUGUGAAGUUUCGGGUUUCUUCGGAAAUCCAAUGUGUAUUGUGUUGUUAUAAAUACUUAAAGACUUUACAAUGACAACCAACAACUCGAAAUUAUCAACAACUGAACGAGUUAUUAAAAGUGUACCGUUCCCGCCGAGCCACAAGCUCACGACUGCCGAAGUGUUCGACACACGGACCGGCAAGCCGCGGCCGGAUGUGCUCAAACAACACUUCAUUCUCGAGGGAAGGAUAGACGAGGCGGCAGCCCUCCGCAUCAUCAACGAUGGCGCACAGCUGCUCCGCUCCGAGAAAACCAUGAUCGACAUCGAGGCGCCGGUUACAGUAUGUGGAGACAUCCACGGACAGUUUUAUGACCUGAUGAAACUGUUUGAAGUGGGUGGACCUCCAGCCAGCACCAAGUACCUCUUCCUAGGAGACUAUGUAGACAGAGGAUACUUUAGUAUAGAGUGUGUGUUGUACCUGUGGGCUCUGAAGCUGUGCCAUCCAACCACGUUAUUUCUAUUACGAGGAAACCACGAGUGUAGACAUCUUACAGAAUAUUUUACGUUUAAACAAGAAUGUAAAAUAAAAUACUCGGAGCGAGUGUACGAUGCAUGUAUGGAAGCAUUUGACUGCCUACCGCUGGCUGCGCUCAUGAACCAACAGUUCCUGUGUGUGCACGGUGGACUCUCCCCAGAGAUACACAACCUUGAUGACAUCAGAAAGCUGGACCGAUUCAAGGAACCUCCAGCGUUUGGGCCGAUGUGCGACCUGCUCUGGUCUGACCCUCUCGAGGACUUUGGCAACGAGAAAAAUGCAGAACAUUUCAGUCACAACAGUGUCCGUGGCUGUUCUUACUUCUACAGUUAUGCUGCUUGCUGUGAUUUUCUUCAAAACAACAACUUGCUGUCAAUAAUCAGAGCACACGAAGCACAGGAUGCUGGGUACCGAAUGUAUAGGAAAAGUCAGACGACAGGCUUUCCUUCCCUCAUCACAAUCUUCUCAGCUCCAAACUAUCUAGAUGUCUAUAACAACAAGGCUGCAGUGCUGAAGUACGAGAACAACGUGAUGAACAUCCGACAGUUCAACUGCUCUCCUCACCCGUAUUGGCUGCCCAACUUCAUGGAUGUCUUCACCUGGUCAUUGCCGUUUGUAGGAGAGAAAGUGACGGAGAUGUUGGUGAACGUGCUGAACAUCUGCUCGGACGACGAACUUAUGUCAGAUGGAGACGACGCAUUAGAAGAAGGUACGUCAUCAUUUUGUACAUUGCAAUUAUCUUAUAAUACGCAUACUGGGUUAUAUUUAUUUUGGUUAUAUGUAUUUUGCCUUAAACGAUCAUUAAUAUAUUUACUUUUAUAAAAUAGUAGCAAAAUA
Messenger RNA from Homalodisca vitripennis (glassy-winged sharpshooter), 1467 nucleotides. RefSeq names its product serine/threonine-protein phosphatase 2B catalytic subunit 2-like. Bases 184 to 1452 code for a protein of 422 amino acids. The transcript has 10 exons. Gene Ontology annotation, molecular function: calmodulin-dependent protein phosphatase activity; calmodulin binding. Gene Ontology annotation, cellular component: cytoplasm; calcineurin complex. The record is from RefSeq and is a predicted model, not a curated record. Lineage: Eukaryota; Metazoa; Arthropoda; Insecta; Hemiptera; Cicadellidae. Gene Ontology annotation, biological process: calcineurin-mediated signaling.